AUGAGGGCUGGAAAAAAGCCAGAUCUAACAGAUUUUAUCAAAGGUACAUUUUCUCUUUAUGAUACCGUUGUAUAUUUAUUGAUAGACACUGAUUCUACUCAUUCCUAUAUAUGCAUUGUACCCCCUGUUGAUAGAGGGAUACAGACAGAUGGGUUAGAAGAGGACAUACUUGUCACUAACCCUUUAGGCCAUAGUGUGAUGGUGAUGAAGGUCUAUAAGGGUUGUCCCUUAAUAAUACAAGGAUAUGAGUUUUUGGUUGACUUGAUUGAACUACCAUUUCACGAGUUUGAUAUGAUAUUAGGUAUGAGUUGGUUAUCACGUCACCAGGUGAUGGUAGAUUGUCAGCUGAAAAGGAUCACAUUAAAGAUAGCGGAUGGAGAUGAGAUAACAGUUGUGGGUGAAGGUAUUCUCCCUUAUCACUGA
Molecule: messenger RNA, 423 nt
Organism: Hevea brasiliensis (rubber tree)
Lineage: Eukaryota; Viridiplantae; Streptophyta; Magnoliopsida; Malpighiales; Euphorbiaceae
Exons: 1
Coding region: 1-423 (140 amino acids)
Source: RefSeq, a predicted model, not a curated record